Molecule: messenger RNA, 3429 nt
Organism: Lagopus muta (rock ptarmigan)
Lineage: Eukaryota; Metazoa; Chordata; Aves; Galliformes; Phasianidae
Gene: ALG1
Product: ALG1 chitobiosyldiphosphodolichol beta-mannosyltransferase
Exons: 13
Coding region: 2123-3340 (405 amino acids)
Cellular component (GO): endoplasmic reticulum
Molecular function (GO): mannosyltransferase activity
Source: RefSeq, a predicted model, not a curated record
ACAGCAGCAUCAUGUGAAAGCCUCUUCUGCUGCCAGCAGGCUCCAGAGGCAGGGAGAAGAGCAAGAGGCACUUGAACAAAUGCCAGUACAUCCAAAGCUAGAGGCCAAGCAGUGCAAAGCACCCCUUCAGCACCCAGAGUGGAGCCUCUUCUCAGUUGUUAUAUACAAAGCCACUGUUAGCGACUGUCCCCUGCACCAAACAACUCCUGCCAACAAUGUGGCCUGUGGACCUGAGCCAGGAUAAGGGCAGAAAGCAUCUGGCAGAUCAUGAGGGCAGAACCAUUGCCAAAUGCUCAGGGAUCUGGGGAAGUAUCUUUAACACCUCAGCAUCUGUCAGCUUCCACUCUGCAGAGCAAUGGCACCAAACAGCCUUUGAGGGGGUUUUCAGCAACAGCAACCAGUCUGCCUGCAGCUGCUCUAAGGGAUGCUACUUGCUCCCUCCAUCAAGGAUAGCUGCUUCUCCUCUUCCAGAAGCAAAAACUUCCCCUGGCAGCCAGCAGGAAGGACUGUUCAGCUACCAUUUCCAUGAUUAGGCACUGUGUGUCAUGGUGGGAUGCUUCCUAAUUUUCCUCUCAAAAAUGAGGGUGCUGAUCUGGUUCAUCAAAACUUGCUGCUAGUUGGUGUCUGCAACACACAGAAGACAGCAGCAAAGGUUGGACCUGAACAGCUGUACUUGCAACUGUGCAAGAUCUGCCAGUGUUUUUUGGUUUAAUGCCAAUUGCUUUACGUGCUCCAAACACGUCUUGUGGGAGCUGGAUGCUUACCUGAUAGUUUUUCAGUGUGUAACUGUAGCUGAAGAAAGCAUCCUUGGUUGAAGAAAAGCAUAACUGAAAAUACCUGAAUGGUAAACAUGCAGAAAGAAAUCCCUUUUAACGAUGGGAUGUGAACCCAGAAUGACCACAGCUGGAAAUCCACCACAUUGCACACCACUCUGCAGCAAACCUUACUGGGUCUGAGGGCAUGUGGGAGUAAGCCAGCAGAGCAGUGAAUGCAGCCACCAGAAGCAGCAGCUUGCAAAUCAGUUUCCAGACUGCUUCUCAGUCUUCUGGGAACCACCAGGGUACCCCUAGGAAGUCUUCUGGGACUUUUAGUGUACCUGCUGCUGCUGGGGAAGGAUAGCUGCCAGGCAUUUUACUUCUUAGCAAGUGCUAAAGUCCUUCUGUCAGCUCUUUGUGAUCAAAGGGAGCUCUGAGCUUUUGCCUCCUAAUUAGGGACUGUCACACACCCUUUCAGCUGGUGCCAGAAGAGAUCUGUGUAGCUGCAGGGCAGAGACCACAGCUCCUAGGAGCCAGCAGAUGCCACAGCUUGUGUGGAGAGCAGCUGGAAACUAUGCAGGUGACACCACAGGACAUAGCAUCCAGCACAGCAGAUACCCAGGUGCAGUCUGAGCUGCAUAAGGAGAAUGCAAUUCUCCAGUCUCAGGCUGCAGGCUCUCACUCAAGCUAGGACCAAAGGAAAUGGUGACCUGCUAUGUCCUGGUUGAAAGACUCUGCUGACAGGAUAAGCUGCUACACGAGGACAUCAGUGCACUGCACAGCAGCUGGGAUGAUGAAAAUGACGAGGACAGAUAACAACAACCUGCAGAAAGAGAAGCCUCAACCACAGAGUAUCCACAAACAGCACCCAGAAUCUGCUCACUGGGGUAGCAAACACCGUGAUGCUGAAAGCUGGAAGGCUCUCAGCUCGGGCAGUAGGAUGGAGCUCUUCCUGCACCCCCAGAUGUGUGCCUACAAAGCAAGAUUAGUGCUGUAUGGGAACUGCUGAAUCAUGGCCUGAACCUCUGAUUGAUCACCUGAGGCAAGCAAUGAGUCAGCCCUGGGAGAGCAGCUGUGGGUAAUUCACCUGUGCUGCUGGAAGGGGUGGAGCUUGGCUCCAUCUCUCCUAGAUCCAUUAAGAGCUGACUACCAUUAGGGGAGGAUCUCUUUCUGGAGAUCCCUCUUAUUUGGAGUUUUUCAGCAAACCCAGAACAAGGGUAAGCCCUUUAUCUGUUCUUUCUAGUGUAAUAACCUGCUUAGUCAAACUCUCCCAUGUAUUUCUUAAUACUUGUAUAUUCAUUGAUUAUACAAGUGCCCCACAGCAAGUAAAGGGCUGGGAUUCCUGUGAAACCAAGUGCCAGACAAGCAUGACCCACUACAGCACCAGAGAGACGAGGCCGCACCGCGACGUGCUGAGCAGCGGGGAGAUCCGCGUCGUGCCCCUGUCGGAGCUGCGGUGCUCGCGAGUUGGGCCAAAGCUUUUGCAGUACGUUGUGAAAGUCAUUGCACAGACCGUGCAGUUACUGUACACGAUGCUGAGGAUGGAUCCGCCCUCCUAUGUUCUCCUCCAGAAUCCUCCUGGUUUGCCCAGUAUAGCUGUUGCCUGGGUUGCCUGUCUUUUCUGGAGAAGCAAGCUGAUAAUCGAUUGGCACAAUUAUGGAUACACUAUCAUGAGUCUGAAUCAUGGAAGGAAUCACCCACUAGUGCUCAUUGCAAAAUGGUACGAGAAGCUUUUUGGGCGUUUGUCUGACUGUAACCUGUGUGUCACUGAUGCCAUGAAGGAAGAUCUGUGGGUGAACUGCAACAUCAAGGCCGUAACGCUGUAUGACAGGCCAGCUUCUUAUUUUAAGGAAACACCAUUAGAACUUCAGCACCAGUUGUACAUGAAACUUGCCAAAGACUAUGAAGCCUUUAAACCACAGCAUGUUGCAGAGUCUGUCAGUUGGAGUGCUGAGAGGUCUGCCUUUACAGAAAGGGAUGAGAAGAGUGGGGAUGUGAUGAAAAGCAGAGGACGGCCAGCUCUUCUCAUCAGCAGCACCAGCUGGACAGAGGAUGAAGACUUUUCAGUCCUUCUGAAGGCAUUGGAAGAUUAUGAGCAGUAUAUCAAUGAGGGAGUCAAGCUUCCAGCUUUAGUGUGUGUGAUAACAGGCAAAGGACCCCUAAAAGAGUACUACAAUGGGCUGAUAAAGAAACUGCACUUCAAACAUAUCCAGAUCUGUACGCCGUGGCUGGAAGCUGAGGAUUACCCAGUUUUACUUGGGUCAGCAGACUUGGGUGUGUGUCUCCAUAAAUCAUCUAGUGGAUUGGAUUUGCCUAUGAAGGUGGUAGACAUGUUUGGCUGUUGCUUACCUGUGUGUGCAAUAUAUUUUGAAUGUUUACCUGAACUUGUGAAACACAAUGAAAACGGGCUGAUAUUCAGGGAUUCAGAUGAGCUUGCAGAACAGCUGAAGAUGCUUUUCUUGGAAUUUCCCUCGCUGGAAGGCAAACUGCAUGAGUUCAGGAAAAACCUUCGUGCAUCCAAGCAGCUGAGCUGGGAUGAGAGUUGGGACCAGACUGUUCUUCCUUUACUUACCCAGACUGAAUGACUUUUGGGGGGGAUGCUGUGUCAAAAAAGCUACCACACGUAUGCACCUCCAGGACUGCCUUAAGUGCUGAAUAAACACUUGGUCUUGUU